AUGGAGUCACCCCCGCUGCGGGUGGCAGUGGUGUGCUCAAGUAACCAGAACCGCAGCAUGGAGGCACACUACAUCCUCAGCAAACGAGGUUUUAAUGUCCGUUCCUUUGGCACAGGAAGCUGCAUGAUGUUUUGUGGACCAGCAUGCAAGAAGUCAAACGUUUAUGAUUUCAAAACCACAUAUGAGAAGAUGUACAACGAUCUCCGUAAAAAAGAUCGAGAUUUCUAUACGCAAAAUGGCAUCUUACAUAUGCUGGAUAGAAACAGGAGAAUCAAGCCCCAGCCAGAAAGGUUCCAGGAAUGCAGAGAUCAGUUUGACCUGAUCUUUACCUGUGAAGAGCAAGUAUAUGACCGAGUUGUGGAAGAAAUGUAUUCUAGAGAGCAAGAGACCUGCCAGCCAGUGCACGUGAUCAACAUAGACAUCAAGGACAACCCAGAAGACGCCACCCUGGGGGCAUUCCUCAUCUGCGAGAUGUGCCAGUGCUUCCAGUACACAGACGAUAUGGAGAAUGACAUGGACUUGCUGCUGCAGGACUUCGAGAGGAGGAAAGGCCGGUCCUUCCUGCACACCGUCUGCUUCUACUGAAGGUAUUCUGCCCGUGGAUGAAAGCAGUAACCAAUCAACUGUACAACUGAAAUGAGAAGAUACACGUAGCUGCCGGAUUAAGGACCAUCAACUUUUUACUAUCCCACUUUUACUUUUCGUGUUAUGUUAUUUAUGAAGUUUUUCUUCUUUGACCAAUAAAUAAAAUAAGUUCAUAGUGCAUCUUUCCCUGA
Messenger RNA from Manis javanica (Malayan pangolin), 776 nucleotides. The record is from RefSeq and is a predicted model, not a curated record. Lineage: Eukaryota; Metazoa; Chordata; Mammalia; Pholidota; Manidae.